Molecule: messenger RNA, 1207 nt
Organism: Clupea harengus (Atlantic herring)
Lineage: Eukaryota; Metazoa; Chordata; Actinopteri; Clupeiformes; Clupeidae
Gene: pfdn2
Product: prefoldin subunit 2
Biological process (GO): protein folding
Cellular component (GO): prefoldin complex
Source: RefSeq, a predicted model, not a curated record
UGACAAGGUGGUUAUGUGUUUUUGACAGGCAAUCUGCGAAGACAGCCAAGGAAAUAUCCCAUUAGGUCCUCAUUCUCACGUCAGAUCACUAUUUCAAGAUGGCAGCCAACAGCAGCAGUAGCAUGGCUACUAAAAGUGGUGGAGGUAAACAGUCUGGCCCGUCGGCCGAGCAGGUGGUGGCCAACUUCCAGAGGAUGCGUCAGGAGCAGCGCAGCAUGGCGUCCAAAGCCGCUGAGUUCGACAUGGAGAUCAACGAGCACAGUCUGGUGAUCGACACACUGAAGGAAGUCGACCCGUCCAGGAAGUGCUUCCGGCUAAUGGGUGGGGUGUUGGUGGAGCGCACGGUUAAAGAGGUGCUGCCCGCGCUGGAGAACAACAAAGAGCAGAUUGGCAAGGUCUUGGAAGUACUCAACCAGCAGAUGCAGACCAAAGGGCGGGAGCUGACCGAAUACCGGGAGCGCUACAACAUCCGAUUGGUGGGUGAAGAGGAGAAGGGUAAACCAGCGGCUGGCUCGUCCAAUAAGGAGGCUGGAGAUGGGGGUGGACCCAAACCCAGCUCAGGAGUGCUGGUGUCAUAAUGGACUUGGGAUGCAUAAAUGUGACCUCCUGGAAGUUUUGCCAGAUGCCAUGUGGCCGCGCAAUGGCGAGGUGUGGUUUUGGAAAGCCAGGAUGUGCUGUGAUUUGUUACUGGUCUUGGGGGGGUCAAGUGUUUCAUCAGUGCAAACAAAUUGCUUUGACUUGCUUCCUCUUCUAAAAAAAAAGAAAAAAGAAAUCAUACAAAGUAGUGGAUUUUUUUUUUUUUUUAUGUUUUUGUCUCACACAUGGUUAUGGAAAUAUGGGGUUAAGCUGUUUUGUUGUGAACACCAAUUCAUAAAACUCGUUAAAUGUCAGAGAAACGAUCAUUUGGCACAGGAUUACAAAACGGUUCACUGAAAAAAGCUCUUUACUUUGAUAACUUGUCUUAAAAUAUACCUUGAAACAUUGAGCCAUGGUCUUAUCUUAUGGCGCACAGAAAAAGCUAUUGGUUUCAUUGAUGAAGGGAAUCCACAAGAGGAAUACAAUCACACCCGUUUGAUGACCAUUGACUGACAUGAACACAGCUAGUAAUUUACAUUACUUGCCAUGUAAUAACUAUUUCUGUGGAGAAUACAGUUUUUUAUGUUUGCCUUUUGUUUUCGUUUAUAAAUAAACAAAUCAUCGUAAACAA